AUGAGGGAGGCGUCAAAGGAACAAAUUAAGGCCAUGAGCGAGCAGGCUUCUUCAUCAUCCGAGGGUGGGCGUCGGUGGAGCAUACACAAAAGUGAGACGAGGGGCCCGUUCAACCUGUUGAAGAAACACCCCAUCUAUUCUAAUAGCUAUGGACAACUCUACAAGGCCCAACCUAACGACUACCAGCAGCUCAAAGACCUUAACGUCUCCGUCAUAUUUAGCAACAUCAGCCAGGGAGCCGGGGCAAUGCUAGUUCCCUUGUACAACAUGAGGUCGACCAGGAUAGCUUUUGUAGUGAAAGGGAGUGGAUGGUGUGCCCACACAUUUCCAGUCAGAACCAGAGAGGAAGAGAAGGAGAAGGUGGUGGGGUAUAGUUUCAUGAUUCCACUGGAGCAUGUGUUCACCGUCGUUGCUUCCGAGAAAGAGAAUCUGCAGAUAAUUGUAUUCGGGAUAAAUGCCCAGGAUAACAAGAGGAACUUCAUCGCUGGGAAAGAACACAGCGCGAGGAAACAGAUGGACAAGGAGGUGAAGGAGCUGGCUUUUGACAUGGGAGGAGUCGUUCUUUGUUCCUUGUCCCCUGAAGCAGAAGCAGCGCCACAAACACAAUAA
Molecule: messenger RNA, 609 nt
Organism: Nelumbo nucifera (sacred lotus)
Lineage: Eukaryota; Viridiplantae; Streptophyta; Magnoliopsida; Proteales; Nelumbonaceae
Product: vicilin-like antimicrobial peptides 2-2
Source: RefSeq, a predicted model, not a curated record